This is a messenger RNA of Micropterus dolomieu (smallmouth bass), 3315 nucleotides long. RefSeq names its product transmembrane protein 267 (gene tmem267). Bases 149 to 892 code for a protein of 247 amino acids. NCBI's taxonomy places the organism in Eukaryota, Metazoa, Chordata, Actinopteri, Centrarchiformes, Centrarchidae. The record is from RefSeq and is a predicted model, not a curated record. The transcript has 3 exons.
CAAAACAGUACAUCACAACAGUGCCACAAAACACAACAGAAGAAGAGGUAAACCUGACGGUUGGGUAUCUCAAUGCAGGCAAUGGGUCUACCUGACUUGUGCUGACCUUCAGUGGCGACUGGCCCCCGCAGCCAUCCAUCUUGACAACAUGCAAGGAUUCUACUCCAAGCUCGACUCCUCCCCCUCCUCGUCCCCGUUGUUGGGGGUGGGCCUCGUGCGAGAAGGUGCCCCCGUACCUCUCAGCCUGGCUGUGGAGACGGAGAAAGCUCAGGCUCUCCUACAGACGUUCAGCUCCGCCUCUCUGCUGGCGUCGGCAGGACUUGGUAUGUUCUGUGUGGUGGCGGACCACGCCCUCCAGCUGUCCUUCAUCCAGCAACACCUCUGGCUGCGCGCUGCCUUGGACAACGCCACACAUGGAUUGGUGGGGCUGUGGUCAUGGGCUGUUGUUAUUGGACUGAGGAAAAAGAGUGAUCUCUAUGAGGUGCUGCUGGCCGGCCUUCUGGCAUCCAUCAUAGACCUGGACCACUUCUAUAUGGCUGGAUCCCUGUCACUCAAGGCUGCCGUCUCGCUCCCUCAGCGUCCUCCUCUCCACUGCUCCUCUCUCAUCCCCGUCCUCUGCCUCUCCCUCCGCUUCCUCAUGUGGAUCGGACGCCUCAAAGACGCCUGGUGCUCCCUGCCGUGGAUGCUUUUCAUUUCCAUGGCGACGCACCACGUCCGGGAUGCCGUGCGCCACGGCCUGUGGGUGUGCCCGUUCGGCAACACAGCGCCGCUCCCCUACUGGCUGUACGUCAGCACCACGGCGACGCUCCCUCAUCUGUGCUCAGUGCUCAUGUAUCUGACAGGAACCCGGGAUGUGAUCUCCACCAAACACGGAGUGGCCAUCGAUGUUUAGACGUUACUAACUUAGCUACGUCUAACGCAGGUCUUGCCUCUGGGCAAAAAUGUUCUUUUGCUGUUUGAACCAACUUUCAGAUACUUGAAAUUACUUGAGAAAAAAAACAUUGUGACACUAGAGCAGCAUGGCACUGAAAGAUGAUGCUGAAAGAGGAACUUCAAACAAAGGUCGAGGACACUGUCACUAUAUGAUAAUUUAAAAAAAAAAAAAAAAACAUUUACACAGUUUCCAUGGAUGGAGACUAAAAUAACGCUUUUCGAAAAAGGAACGUUACGCUAUCGGUGCCAAUCAUGGAUUUCUGUGAAGUUUUUCUGCUAUUGAAAUGUACCAGAAUCCGGUUCACUUAUCGGAGGAGUGAUGCUUAUUUCCAAAAACUGUCUAAAGUGUUUAGGGAGUGACCCUUUAAAGCUUUGACAUAUCAUUUUGCAGAGGCUUGCUUGCCUGCUAUCUGUUCAUCUACCCAAACACUUGUAAAAAGGGACCAGAGACUUUACCUCCACAAAUCACAGCCAUUUCUUGGCCCCCUGAACUCUUAACAAGUCCACCACCUGAACUAUCACUGUCUGUCCUCAUCCUAAGAACACUCAAGGAAAAGUCAACCAAAGGUCAACCACAGGCUGUACGACACUAGUGUAUUGUUUAUCAGGGUCACUCUCAGCCUCAGUGCGUCCAGCAGUAUAUAACCGCCGUUAUCCCACUGUGCAUUUAAAGUAGCUCAUCUGCCAUCGUAGUGAAAUUUAACGGAUUGUAUAUUUAUUGGAGAGUGAGAUUUAAAUCACUACCACAUUCCAAUGACAGAUCCACUAUUAAUCACCGCAAAACAAAAAUUAUCUUUGGCUGUCGACGCCUACAAUAUCCAGCUGUCACCUCUCUGCCGCUUCAUCUCGCUGCUUGGAUGAGCCUUACUGUCCAGUCAAGAACUUUUCCUGUAGAAGCCAGAGUUUUCAAUUACAUUUUCAGCAUCUUGAACACUGCAUUUUUGGAUUUAGCUGAAAAAACAAACAACAUCCGAUGUUGUUUGGAUUAAACCGAUGUUAAUCCAAAGCACCAGUUCUAUUUGUUGUACUUGAAACGGCUCUUGUACUGUGUGCAUGAAUCAGCCUGUGAAGUUUAGAGCUGUUUAGAGAUGCCAUACAAUUCAGAUUGUUUGCUAGUUUUCUGGCUUCCUACUAUUGUACCAAUGCCGGAAAACUGGCUGUGCUGUUUCAAAACAGGACAGUCCACUGGGAGUGUUAACAUUUACAGAAUUGGCCCAGUGCAGUAGUUGCAGUAAAAGCAAAUGGGUGACAUGACAGAGGAUUUUGGAAUUUAUCAAUGACAUGUGUACGGUGUCCCAGUUGACCUCUUUAUUUUACACCACACACAAAAACAUACGAGAGCUGGAAAGAUCAAGGGAAUGAUUUGUUCAAUAGCUCAGUAAUAUCUUCAUAAUGCUUGUUGAUAUUUACCGAAAUAUAAAAAAACAUAAUUGCUGCAUUAACUUGCUGUAUAGUGUUCUUCUGCAGUUUUCUUUGUUAUGCUACUGUAAUUAAAUGACUGAUACAGCACAGUCUACAGGCUGAAAUUCCCCGGUGGCUUUUCAGCGGUGAAACCACAACUUGCAGAAGGACAUGGACUUUUUAUUUGAACUAAAAUUCUUAAUCCAUUAAGACACACAACAUAUAGAGGUAGGAAGGCUGUUUUACAUCACACACUGUAUUUUUUAAAUGAUGCAUAAUGUUUUGUAAUAGAGUGGAUAGUGGAGUUAAUGUUUAGGACCAUAUUAUAGUUAUUUGAAUGCAACUGACAUGCUUUGAGUGAAAAAGGGAUAGCGGACCUCGAAAUGUUUCUAACAGUCUGCUUUUAUAUUUUUGAUCUGGGACAGAGUUCAGUUGUCAAAUAUCAGCCACAACAGAUAUGUUAAUAUCCAUCAGAUUAUUUUUGUUUUCCUGUGAAACUGCUGGUGAUUAAGGUUGUAGUGAUUCUUGUUGUCCACUAGGCUCCUACAGUGAGCUAUAGGGAUUCACAUUGUGUUCAUUUGGUACUAAGCAGGUCCUAAAGUCUGUUAUAGAACAAGAAGUCCUUUACAUGUGACUUUAGUUGUUUGUGUGUGCGUUAGUCUUUGUUUUGCUGCUAUUGCACUAUCAUCUGUGUUUUAAUUAUUUUGGAAAAUAUCAACUCUUGAACGGUACAAAGAAUGGUUUGAAAACACUCCACCUACUUCACUGAGGCUAAACAAUGGCUGCCGUCCCAUUUUAGUUACCAGUGUCAUUUUUAGUAAAGCGUUGUCUUUUACUGCUGCUUAUGUUUACAAUUUGAACUUCUUUAAUGAUUAAUUAUUAUGUUGAAUUUUGCACAAUUUAAGUUUUUCCUGUUUGAUUUUUGUUUUGUAUGCUUCUAAGUUUUUAUUUCAAUAGAAGGUAUAAAUUGUUAAGAAGAUA